This is a messenger RNA of Canariomyces notabilis, 1416 nucleotides long. RefSeq lists its product as uncharacterized. Lineage: Eukaryota; Fungi; Ascomycota; Sordariomycetes; Sordariales; Chaetomiaceae. Bases 329 to 1321 code for a protein of 330 amino acids. The record is from RefSeq and is a predicted model, not a curated record. The transcript has a single exon.
CGGCCAUCAUCCGGGAAGGAGUGUGGCGCGCCACACAUCACACGUAGUCAACUUGAAGACGCGGAUAUUGACUGAGCGGGGUUACCAGGCCAGUCAAUAUCGGAGUCACUGUCUCUAGAUGGCGGUAAAAUGGCCGGGCUCUAUGGUUCAAGACCCGCACGGUAAUCGAUGUGGUCUGCAGGUCUUGUCCAUAGUCCUUCUUGAUCCGGGGGCGUCCACUAGGAACUCUAGCCGCGGACAAAGCCGUAAAAGACAAACUUCAGUCCAUCAUCGACCUCCGUAAGCAAACAAACCUGACAAUCCAAAUCAUCCAACUGGAACCACCACCAUGUCUCGAACCAUUGCCAAGCUUGCCCUGGCCCUUCUUCCCUCAACAGCCCUCGCGCAGCAGCGAUGCCAAUGGGCCUCGCUACGGAGCUUCACCGACGUCUUCAUCGAAUCCCAGGUCGCCGGAGACAUCUCCGACCCCAUCUUUUCCUCACCUUUGCUACAAUACACACAGAACGGUGUCCCCCUGACCAUCAACUCGUCAGCCAGCCUGCUGGGGACUACCCCGGUCACAGUUCACUUUUCGCACACCAUUGUUGACCAGGACCAGUGCGCGAGCUUUACCAAGUUGGUCGUUAGCACUCCUAGCACUAUCGGCACUGAUGGUGUGCGGUGGUCACGGUCUCUGUUAACACGAGGGGGCAGUGGUACUAGUAAAGAAACAGCCAGGAGGAACUUGAAGGGCAAGGACAAUGAGGGGGAAAGGCUGCUGAUCCUCGGCGCGCAAUUGAGGUUCAACCUCAGCACCUCCGGCAACGCACUUGAAACAAGGGUGAGCACCAUGGACGUGGUGUACGCGGGCGAGGGAGACUGGAAGCUGGACAAUGCCACGGCCGCAAGGUGGUUUGUUGAGCGCGAGGACUGGGGCGCGAUCAGUGCCAGCCUGCAAGACUCAAGGGACACGUUGGAGGGUGUUGCGGAUGCGUAUUUGGAUUUUCUUGGGGGCAGUACUGCUAGUGUCCCCUGGGACAGCCCCUGUGCGAGGCUUGAGGGGAGUUUCUACAUUGCUGGUAACUCGAAGGAUACAUGUGUUGAGGGGUUGGUCCUGCCGGGUGCUGGGCAAGGAGGGGUUGGGAGUGGGAAGGCCAAGGGGUUUGCGCAGAGGAGAUAUGUUAUGGAUCAGACAGCUGGGUCGGUGAGUGUCUUUGCGAGGGAUGAGGGUUUAGGGGGUGCGCCGGCGGUGUUUGAGUUUAGGGUUGUGCAGGGCAGGCUGAGGUAUGUUCAUCAGUUUGUGGCGACGGCGACUGGGGGUGGGACUCGGAGGGUGGAGUGAAAAGGGGGGAUCUAUUAGUGCAUGUGUAGGGUAGACUACCUACCUAUGGCUUAGAGCCUAAGUGCCGCGGCUGGAUACAAUCUACUAAGUUCGCU